Molecule: messenger RNA, 919 nt
Organism: Misgurnus anguillicaudatus (oriental weatherfish)
Lineage: Eukaryota; Metazoa; Chordata; Actinopteri; Cypriniformes; Cobitidae
Source: RefSeq, a predicted model, not a curated record
AUAAGUUAUCUAACAUUUAUUUUAUUGUGUCUGGCAGAACUGAAAGUACUGGCACCUACCGCAGCUUUGCUCACAAGCAUGGACAUCAUUAACACAGAUUCUGCAUCAAAGGCCAGAAACCUGCCAGAGGAACUGGAAGCUCUGUAUGAUGCCAAUAUGAGACGCCUCUGCCAAAAUGAUCUACAAAAGAAGUGUGAAGAGAUCUUUAUAAGACUGGCGACGGAGUUAACUUAUGAACAGUGUGUAAACCUUGAACGUGCGACUAAAGAGCAGGCCAACUCUCAAGACUGGCACAAAUACAGAAUUGGUAAUCCACAUCUUGGGGCAUCACCGGAUGGAAUAGCAAGCUGUACCUGCUGUGGUAAAGUCGCUGUAGAGAUUAAGUGCCCAUACAAAUACCGUGAUGGUCUGAGAGGGAGUAGUGAGGACCCAUAUUUCUGCUUAGAUAAAAAUGGUCAACUAAAAAAGGGUCAUCAAUACUACCAUCAAGUUCAGCUUCACAUGUUUGUAUGCAACGUCCAGUCCUGCGACUUCGUGGUUUGGACACAGAAAGAAGUUAAAAUCACCCGCAUCGCCAGAGAUGAAGAAAUGCUGCAAGCAGUGCUGCCUAAAGCUGAAGUUUUCUUCAAACAGAGAGUUUUGCCUGAGCUAUUAACACGCAGCAUGGAUACACCCGAUCCAAGUGGAUCAAAACCCUGAGCGAAUUUCUGCAAAGAAUAAAAAAAAUGUAAACCAUAGGGGCUUACUUAAAGACAAAAGCUAUAAUUUCUUUACUUUUCCAUUAAAAGGUUGAAUGUAAUGGGUAUAAUAGAAUGUAUAUUUUUCAGUAAUUUUUAAAACAUGUACCAAAUGCAUGUAAAAUAUGUAAUAUGUACUUUUAAGAGAAACGUGAGGAAUGUGGUUUUGACUAAUAAAGAGA